UACUUUCCCUUAGAGCAGAUCCUAGUAGAAAAAGUACGUGAUAUGAGUAGUUUGACAUAACUGAUGUAAGUAUGUCACAUUUGUCAAUGAAAGAGCAAAGUGGCUGUCGAAAACUGUUAAAAUUAUUACCCCUGGACGACUUGCUCGCCCUUAAAGAUACAGUAACGAAUCGACUGAUUGCUGUAGAGAGCACACAAGAGGCUAUUGAAGCCAUCAUAACUUACUCAAAAGAUGCUGAGGAGCUCCUCAAGAGAAAGAAGGUACACCGGGAUGUCAUUUUUAAGUAUCUUGCCAAUGAAGGAGUUGCCAUGCCCCCUAAUAGUGAGAAACAUCAGCUGGUCAGCAGAACCAUUGAGUUUUGGUCGUCUGUUGAGAUCUCAAGGCAUGAGAAGAACACAGUCAUUACAGAUGAGGUUGGAGAUGGUCUGUCAGACCUUGCAGCUUUGGGAAAACAGUUUUGCCAGUGGUUCUACAGCCUUCUGAACUCUCAGAACCCCAGUCAAGGGCCUCCGGUGCAGGACUGGGGUCCUCAGCAUUUCUGGGAGGACGUGAGACUUCGACUUCUCUUAUGUACGGGAGAGCAGCGUGUAGAUGAGUUCAAUGGGGCACAGAUGGUCAGCCAGCGGCUACAUGCUCUUGCAGGAGAGGAACGUCUGUUGUUCUGCCCAAACUUGGAGGGUUAUGGGUUGAAGUGUGUAUCUUCAGCUCAUGGACUGGUGAUAGUUGCCGUAGCUGGAACCAUCCACCGUGACAAUGCCUGCCUUGGGAUUUUUGAGCAAGUGUUUGGGCUCAUUCGCUCACCAAUGGACGACAAUCGCUGGAAAAUAAAGUAUGUAUAUAUAAAAGUAGAAGCACAAGGUGCCAUCACAGAGAGACAGUUACCACUUAUUACAUAUGAUUCAAAAGAGUUGCUGAGGUUUUGUAAUUGAGAGUCAGAGAUCCUUGUGAGGACAUUUUUUUUUCGACAGUGAAGAGAUAAACUGGGUUAAACAUGGAGGAUGUAAUGUUCUGU
Molecule: messenger RNA, 1012 nt
Organism: Rhinichthys klamathensis goyatoka
Lineage: Eukaryota; Metazoa; Chordata; Actinopteri; Cypriniformes; Leuciscidae
Gene: cunh3orf38
Product: chromosome unknown C3orf38 homolog
Exons: 3
Coding region: 72-929 (285 amino acids)
Source: RefSeq, a predicted model, not a curated record